Arabis nemorensis is the source of this 654-nucleotide messenger RNA. The record is from the annotation of a GenBank genome assembly. Lineage: Eukaryota; Viridiplantae; Streptophyta; Magnoliopsida; Brassicales; Brassicaceae.
AUGGCGCAUAGAGUAGAACAGGAUUAUGAUUAUUUGUUCAAGAUCGUGUUGAUCGGUGAUUCUGGUGUCGGGAAAUCGAACAUCUUGUCUAGAUUCACAAGGAACGAGUUUUGCUUGGAAUCUAAGUCCACUAUUGGUGUUGAAUUCGCCACCAGAACUCUUCAGGUUGAAGGAAAGACUGUUAAGGCUCAGAUUUGGGACACUGCAGGUCAAGAGCGAUACAGAGCCAUCACAAGCGCUUAUUACAGAGGCGCAGUAGGUGCACUUCUUGUCUAUGACAUCACCAAAAGACAAACCUUUGACAAUGUCCUGAGGUGGCUACGCGAACUUAGAGACCAUGCGGAUUCCAACAUUGUGAUCAUGAUGGCUGGGAACAAAUCCGAUUUAAACCACUUGAGAUCGGUUGCUGAGGAAGAUGGUCAGUCACUAGCUGAAACAGAAGGUCUCUCGUUCUUGGAAACAUCUGCUCUCGAAUCCACCAAUGUCGAGAAAGCAUUUCAAACCGUGUUAGGAGAGAUUUAUCAUAUCAUAAGCAAAAAAGCUUUGGCUGCUCAAGAAGCAGCAGCUGCUAAUUCCGCGAUUCCCGGGCAAGGUACAACGAUUAACGUUGAUGACACAUCUGGAGCUGGUAAAAGAGGUUGCUGUUCUACUUAA